Molecule: messenger RNA, 512 nt
Organism: Penicillium pulvis
Lineage: Eukaryota; Fungi; Ascomycota; Eurotiomycetes; Eurotiales; Aspergillaceae
Gene: nctB
Product: negative cofactor 2 transcription regulator complex subunit NCB2
Exons: 4
Coding region: 1-426 (141 amino acids)
Biological process (GO): chromatin remodeling; RNA polymerase II preinitiation complex assembly; positive regulation of transcription by RNA polymerase II
Cellular component (GO): negative cofactor 2 complex
Molecular function (GO): core promoter sequence-specific DNA binding; protein heterodimerization activity; general transcription initiation factor activity
Source: RefSeq, a predicted model, not a curated record
AUGUCUGAUCGUGAAUUCAGCUCUAACGAUGACCUGUCGCUUCCCAAGGCAACGGUCCAGAAGAUCAUCACUGAGAUCUUGCCUCCCUCCUCCGGUCAGACCUUCUCCAAAGAUGCGCGCGACUUGCUCAUGGAAUGCUGCGUCGAGUUCAUCACCCUGAUUUCCUCCGAAGCCAAUGACAUCAGCGAAAAAGAAGCCAAGAAGACAAUCGCAUGUGAGCAUGUUGAGAAAGCACUACGGGAUCUUGGGUUUGGAGACUAUAUUCCCGAUGUCCUUGCUGUUGCAGACGAGCACAAAGAACAAUUAAAGUCCCGAGAGAAGAAACAGAGCAAGAUGGAGCAGAGUGGCCUUUCGGAAGAAGAGCUUCUGCGACAACAACAGGAGCUGUUCCGGUCUGCGACUGAGAAGUACAAUGCGGCGGAGUAGGACGGUUGUUCCAAAGACAACCUUGGAACUCAUGCUGGUCAUAGAGGAAAAUUGCGGGCGUUUCUGCUUUUGCGUUUAUGGGAGAG